Messenger RNA from Myxocyprinus asiaticus (Chinese sucker), 5952 nucleotides. RefSeq names its product zinc finger CCCH-type containing 13 (gene zc3h13). The record is from RefSeq and is a predicted model, not a curated record. Gene Ontology annotation, molecular function: metal ion binding. The transcript has 21 exons. The coding region runs from base 155 to 5461 and encodes 1768 amino acids. NCBI's taxonomy places the organism in Eukaryota, Metazoa, Chordata, Actinopteri, Cypriniformes, Catostomidae.
CCUGGAAGUAGUUGAGUUUGCGCUGUCUCUCGCCAGCAUCAUGAAGGCGGCUGAAGGGAACCUCGCUUGCAAGAUCAUUGCUUGUGAUUAGGAGGUCAUUCCCAAUAGUCUGUGAAACUGGACGCGACGCAUCAUUCAUAUUCGGCCCUGCAGAAUGUCCAAGAUCAGGCGGAAGGUUACAGUGGAGAAUUCAAAGACCAUAUCAGACAGCAGCACGACCACCCCCUCCCGCAGGCCCAGCGUGUUUGAGCGACUUGGACCCAGCACAGCUAGUAAUGCAGCAGAGACUCAUUGUAGAAACUGGUUAAAGACUGGGAACUGCAGUUACGGCAACACGUGUAGAUACACACAUGGAACCACAUCACGAGGAAAAGGCUUCUCUGGAACGUUCAACAGGUCAGCUGAGAGGCCCACUGGGGAUCUCCGGGAGAGGAUGAAGAAUAAGAGACAGGAUGUAGAUGGUGACACUCAGAAAAGAGACGCAGAAGAGCCUACUUCACCCACAACCAGACAGCGAGAUUCAUCCCGAGGCAGACACAGAGAGAAAGAGGAUAUCAAAAUCACAAAGGAGCGCACACCAGCUAGUGAGGAGGAGACAGCAGAUUGGGAAGCCAGUCGUGAAGAUUCCGAUAACGGUGAUUACGAUUACGAGUUAUCUCUUGAGAUGAAGAGGCAGAAGAUUCAGCGGGAGCUGAUGAAGCUGGAGCAGGAAAACAUGGACAAACGAGAGGAGAUCAUCAUCAAGAAAGAGCAGGAACAAGUCUCCAAGACAAGGAACAGUACUUACAAGGACAGGGCUUCUCCUGAGCACACCAGUUCUAGGGGGUCACCCUCGUCCCGUAAGUCCAGCGGCUCGCCCAAACAUAAAGUUGCUGGGAAGGGUGGAAAUUCGAGAAAGAAAGAGAAGAAGUCUUCCACUUCCUCAGUCAUCUCCUCUCCAGUGUCUGACCAGAACAGGGCAGAGGAGACAGACAGCAGAUCAUCUAAGAGUGGCCAUGGCAGAAGGAAAGGGCCACGGACGCCAAGUCCUCCUCCACCUGUCCCUGCAGAGAACCCAGUUAUUGGGAAGAAACACAAAAAUAAACACAAAAACAAGGAGAAAUCUGAGGACAAACCUAAAGAAGGCAAAGAGAGAGGACGUGAUAUGGAGAAACACAAGGAAAAAAAAGAAAAGCGCAGGGACAGGUCAGAUAGUUCACAUAAAGCCAAACGCUCAAUUGCAUCAGAGGAACGUUCUGGAAGCAUUUCCCCACCUUCCAGGGAAGCAUCACCUCCAGCCAGAAGGAAGUCAUCAUCUCCGAAGCCCACUUCCCAUAAACAAGCCUCACAGCAGAGGUCUAGAACUCCACCCCAUCACCGCCGCAGCCCCUCUCCUCGCUCCCGACAACAUCACUCCCCCUCCUCACACUCUGGCUCCUCCGCCCAGAGACACUCCCCUUCCCCUCGCCGCAGACAUGGUUCCAUCUCUCCCCUUUAUCCACGAGACCUUCCUCCUCCCUCCUCAUCCUCACCCCCUCCUACACAGUCCUCCUGCCGCUCCCGCUCUCCACUCACCCCCCAGAGAGAGCCCUCCCAGAGCCCUGCUCCCCGCAGAUCCAGCCCCAGCAUCCGGCACCGCUCACAGGGGAGAGAGAGGGAGAGGGGCAGAGGAGAGAGAGACAGGAGUCCCGUGCUGCAGGAGAGACGCCAUGAGCGUAGAGACGAGAGCCGUGGGAAACGCGAGAAGGAAAGCAGCCGUAAUGAGCGAGACUACGAGAUUGAUCAGAAUUCCUCACGUGAUGAUCGUGAUGCCAGAGACAGCCGAGACCGCCGCAGUGAGCGGGAUAGACGAGAAGCCCGGGAUGAGCGCCAGCACCGUGGAGAAGUCAAAGACACUCGGGAUAUCCGUGCCGCUGAAACGCGAGACCGCUCAGGACGAGAAUCCCUGGAGCGUAGAGAGAGAGAGCGGGACAGAGAGAGAGACCGAGAGAGGGAAAGAGAGAGAGAAAGAAAUGAAACUCAUAGAAAGGAGGAAAUGGUGGCCCAGGAGCAAAGAAAUUAUGGAAGAGGUCAUGGAAGGGAGGAAGUGCGGACUGACAGCAGACUGGACAACAGGAAUGAAUCUAGAGUGGAAAGAACAGGGAGAGGGAGGGGACGUGGGUUGGAUGCCACAGAGAAAGGUUCUGCUCGUGGCAUUAGAGCAUCACAGGGCGACACCAGCAGUACUGGUGGUCAUGACAGCUGGGAAUCCCGCAGCAGUGGCCUCAGAGAGAGGAGCUCUGAGAGAAACACAGAGCGCGAUCGCUAUGAAAAUGACAGACCGAGAGGAGAACAGGCCAGAGACGACCGGCGGGGAGGACAUGUGGAGAGAGAUCGUCGUGACAACAGAGAAAGAGCAGAACAAAGAGCAACUUCUGCAGGCCAUCAGCAGAACCGCAGUGAGGACCUGGAACGGGAUGAGAGGAAAGAUGAUCGAAGGAAUGAGCGAGGGGAUGACAGACGAGAAGACCGCACCCGUGAAAGAGAGAAAGACAGGGAUAGAGAAAGAGAGAGGGAACGGGAAAGAGAGCGGGAGAAGGAAAGAGAAAGAGAGGCUGAAAGAGAACGAGAGCGAGUUAGGGAGCGGGAGAGAGAGAGGGAAAAAGAACGAGAGAGGGAGAGGGAGAGGGAGGAGAGAGAAAGGGAGCGCGAAAGAGAGAGAGAGGAGCGAGAAAGGGAAAGAGAAGAACGGGAGAGAGAAAGGGAACGAGAAAGAAAGGAGAGGGAACGGGAGAGGGAGCAGAGAGAGAGGGAGAGGCAGAGAGAGUGGGAGGAGAGAGAGAAAGGGAGGGAGGAGAGGCGGGACAGAAGAGAUGAGCCACGAGACGACCGCUCUGGCCGAGACGCUCAUGAAGAAAGAAAGAACACCCGCAAGAGGCAUCGUGCCGAGAACACUCCCAGUCCAUGCCCGUCUCCUAAACGAGGCAAAGACGUGAGCCCUCCAGACAGUGACGGUUACAACAGCACUGAGGAGAAAGGUGACAAGCACCGGCUUUUGAGUCAAGUAGUUCGUCCUCAGGAGACCUCUCGUUCACCUGCACGCUCCUUUACUGACGAGAAGCACAGCCGCUGGAAGGAUGAAGAUCGGCGUAGUGAUAAAAAGGAUGUCCGUGGCCGACACGAAGAGGUGGAUUCCCGCAGUGAGAGAGGAGCAGGGAGAGGAGCAGAGCGACGUGGAGAACACGCUCCAGAACUUUCCGCUAACACGGACGUCGCUGAGUCUAGGAGGGUAAAAGAGCAGAAAGACCCUCCCAUGGCUACCCUGAGUCCUCCUGUGUCCAUGGAGGAGAGAGACUCUUUAUUUGCCAUUCAUGAGGAGGGCAAGAAAAAGAUGAAAUCUCUGAAGAAAAAUCUGAAGAAGAACCGUAAAGAUGAAGAGGGGGGAGCUGGAGGAGGGGAGCGUAGUAACCUUGAGCCCCCAUCAUCCUCCACUGUGACCGAAGCCCCCGAACCUAUCCUUUUACCCCGCAAGACUCCAAAGAAGAAAGCCGUAGACAGAAAGUGCAAGCGCCCGCGUCGUGCUGAAUCGGAUGUUUCUGAGGACGAGCUUGUCACCCAACAACCCCUUAGCAAGAGACGACGUGGCCCACGUACACCCCCACCAAUCAACAAAGAUGACCUUCCCUCCCAAAGGGCCUUAACUGCUGGACAGAGCUCAGUCACAGCAAAAAUGGACACCAACUUCAGCGACUGGUCCGAUGAGGAUGUACCAGAACGAAGCGAGGCCACCUCUGCCUCUCUGCCAUCCGAUAGGCCUCCAGAGCGGCUACUUCCCUCAGAGUGUCCACCCAGAAGGGGUGCACGUGGCGGGGGAAGAGACCGCACAGACCCCCUCAUUGCCCCACUUCUGCCUGAUCCUCCAAUGCUGAUACAGUGUCUUCCUUUACAGCCGCUACUGCCGCAACACAUGCUGCGUAAACCGCAGCAGGCAGACAUGCAGCAGCAGCGCAGCAGUAGUAUGGGCAGCAACCAAAGCCGUGCGUCCUCAAGAAGACUGCGCUCACCCUCCAAUGAGUCGGCUCACCGUGAUGAGGGCCAGCAGGGGAUGAGGUCCCGCAGAGGACGCAUGCAGGGCACCAAUUCCCGUGACCGAGAGCGGGAGAGAGAGAGGGAGAGAGACCGGGAGAGGGCAGCUGCUAGUGAACAGAUGGGAGGAGAGAGGAAGUCGAGAAUAGACCAGCUGCGGAGGGAAGAGCCCAGUCGGAGCACCUCCUCAGACCGACAGGAUUCUCUGAGUCACAGUUCUCGUCGCAGUUCACCAGAGUCUGAGCAUCAGGCUCGUUCCAGAGCUGGCUCCUAUGACAGUCGUGAACGCGACCGAGAUCAGUUGGAACGAGAGCGUGAGAGAAAGGAUCACCGUCAGCUGCAAAAUCAACCACCCCAACAGCGAGACUGGGAACCAGAACCUCGUGAGUGGGGUGGACGGGGCAGAGAGCCCCUCCUCCGUGGAAACCGAGAGCCAAUUAGAGAGCGGGAGAUGCGCGAAAGGGAACGCCUCUUACCUGAAGGACUGCUCUCACAUGACCGAAUGGAUCGUGACCAUGGCGAAAGAGACAGAGAGCGUGAACGUGAAAGGAUGCUUCCGUUUGACCUUCAGACUCAUAGGGAACCGAAGAGCAGAGCUGAGAUGAAGAUGGAGAGGGGAGAGUAUGAGCCUCUGUUACCCAGAGAAGCCCUCACAGAUACAGAUAAACCUGGUGAUAACUCUCACCGGCAAGGGGAAGCAUCUGAGCCAGAGAAAAUGGAUAGCCUUGAUGAAGAGGAGGAUGGAAAGGGAGAUGAUGGGCAGUCUAUUGUGUCGGCUGGUGAGGAGUAUGAGCCAAUCAGUGAUGAUGAACUGGAUGAGAUUCUGGCUGACAGUCAGAAGAGAGAUGAACAGCAAGAAGAUGAAAAGACUUCUGGGCCUCUGGAUGUGAUUGAUGUUGAUUGGUCCAGUUUGAUGCCCAAGCAGAAACAGGAGCCCAGAACUCCUGGGGCAGCACUGCUUCGAUUCACCCCAGGGGCUGUGCUUCUCAGGGCAGGAGUGUCAAGGCGCUUGGCUGGGCCUCAGCUGCUUGCCAAGGUUAAAGAGGUCUGCUCCAGAGAAUUGGAAGACCCUAAAGAUGCUGACAAACUAUUGGAGCAUGAUCUGGGUGCUCUGAACAUGGCUGCAUACAACAGAAGAAUGGAGAGGGCCAACCUGCUGAGAAGCAUGGGCCCUUGCUGCAAAGCAUUGUGUGCUCGCCGGGACAUCGCCAUACGUAGACAGCUCCUGAAAAAUGACAAGGGCACAACCAAGCAAAUCUACACCAGUGCUCCAGUGGUGGAUAAUGAACUUCUGCAACUCAGUUUGCGGCUCUUUAAAAAGAAAAUGGCUGCCAGUCAGUCCGGUGAACAGGAGAUGUCUGAUUCAGGCUCUGCAGCCCAACAGCUCGGCACACCAGGGGAGGUGUGCGUCUCCUGAGUACGCUCAGUGAGUACAGCCCGAAAGUAGUGAUCUAAGUCGCCGUUAACGCAUACCAUUACUGAUUAUUGUAAAACACUGAAACUGUUAAGUCAGUGCUGAUGAAGGAUUGCUGCUCUGCCUUGCAGCACAGAGCCAUAGAGACUGGACACGCUAGCCUGUGGAGAUACUGUUUGAGGUUUCAUGAUCCUUGAACUUUGAAUGAAAAGUAUGGUAAAGAUGUAUCAAAUAAGAACUUUUUGUCAUUUCCAUUUGUUUUAGAGAAGUGUUUUUGUAAUGUCAGAUCUGUGAACAAUGGUUGCUGAAUGUUUUUGGAAUGUACAAUGGGUACUAAAUACCCAAAGACCCAUUUACUCUUGUUAUGUGCAUCUAGCUUUUGUUCCCAUUGUUUGUCAAUUUUGUUUUGAAUCAUUUUUGUGAUCAGUCUGUUUCAGCACUCUUGUUCUCAGUGGUUUCUCAGUUUAUUAAAACAAUGUGAUUCAAAAUGAAAA